Gekko japonicus is the source of this 1467-nucleotide messenger RNA. RefSeq names its product glucagon-like peptide 2 receptor (gene GLP2R). Gene Ontology annotation, molecular function: peptide hormone binding; glucagon receptor activity. Bases 1 to 1467 code for a protein of 488 amino acids. The record is from RefSeq and is a predicted model, not a curated record. NCBI's taxonomy places the organism in Eukaryota, Metazoa, Chordata, Lepidosauria, Squamata, Gekkonidae. Gene Ontology annotation, cellular component: plasma membrane. The transcript has 12 exons. Gene Ontology annotation, biological process: adenylate cyclase-modulating G protein-coupled receptor signaling pathway; cell surface receptor signaling pathway.
AUGUCUGUUCAGUGCUGGUAUCGAACGCCAUGUGAUCAGGCUGUAAAUGUCACCACAGAUAUUAACUUAAACCAAAUCUGCUGGGUUAUCUAUCACAGAGGAAUAUAUUGCAAUGGGACUUUUGAUCAAUUUGUUUGCUGGCCUUAUUCAUCUCCAGGAAAUGUCUCUGUUCCUUGUCCAUCUUAUUUACCAUGGCUAAAAAAUGGAAGUGCAGGAAAUGUAUACAGAGUCUGCUUGGACCAAGGAAUGUGGAAAACGUUAGAAAACUCCAGCCAGAUUUGGAGUAACCGAUCAGAGUGCAUUGAGAAGAAUCACGGGCAGUCAAAAAAAGAAAAACAUCUAUUGUACAUCACCCUUCGUCAUCUUUAUACUGUGGGAUAUUCUUUUUCUAUUGCUUCCCUUGUAUUAGCUCUACUCAUGCUGCUGUUGCUGAGGAAACUGCAUUGCAUGAGAAAUUUCAUCCAUAUGAAUCUGUUUGCUUCAUUCAUCCUGCGAGCCGCAGGGGUUCUCAUAAGGGACAGUAUAACACACAAUACUUACGUGUUUGUUUAUUUUGGCUCUGAAAAGCCAAGUGAUGAAAACGGAUGGCUUUCCUUCUUGAGUGUGGAGAAGUUAACUGUUUGCAGGGUGGUCCAACUUUUCAUGCAUUACUUCAUUGGAGCAAAUUUUUUCUGGCUUCUAGUGGAAGGAAUUUACCUCCAUAGGUUAUUGGUAACCACCAUGCUCUCUGAGAAACACCUGCUGCAGAGAUGUAUGUUCAUUGGAUGGGGUGUUCCAGUUUUGUUUGUAGCCUCCUGGGGAAUAAUAAAAUACCAACUGGAGCAUGAAGGAUGCUGGGCAACAAAUCGGAACAUGACAUUCUGGUGGAUUAUUCGAGGGCCUAUAUUUUUUUCCAUUGCAGUUAAUGUCUGUAUCUUCUUUCACAUUCUAAAGCUGCUGCUUUCGAAACUUAAAGCCCAGCAAAUGAAUUUCCAUGAUUAUAAAUUCAGGUUGGCAAGAUCAACUCUGGUAUUAAUACCAUUACUUGGGAUACAUGAGAUUGUCUUUUUCUUCAUCCUUGAUGAACAAGUCAAAGGGAUUUCCAGGGAUAUAAAACUCUUCAUUCAUCUGACAAUGAGUUCCUUCCAUGGGUUUCUCGUAGCACUUUUGUACUGUUUUUCUAAUGGUGAGGUGAAAGCUGAACUGCAUAAGCAAUGGUCUCAUUUCCUGCUGGCAUAUCCCUUUGUCUGCCUGCCAUGGAAUAUCAUCAAGCUCCUGGGGAGGUGUCCAAAGAAAUCCAAGAAACAGGAGCAUUCCUUGGAAAUGUCUCAGCCUCAGAGGAUGCAGAUGACAAAGCAGAGAUCAUGCUGCAAUGUUGAGCUAAGUCCCACAUGGAGGCCCAAGCCCAGAAAGAGCAGCUCUGACAGCAGCGAAGGAGAAGUCACAGGUGGUGAGACCACUGAGGUCUUUGAAGAAAGUGAGAUUUAG